CAUGAUCUUGAGAGUUUUUCGAAGUUUGUAGACGUAUUUUUAAUACGUUUUUUCUUGUCGUUAUCUUGCUAUUUUUUUAUAGAUGUUACGUUUAUCAUUUACUGCAUGCUAACCACGCCUGACGUUGCCAUUGCCAAUACGCCACUGAGGGUAGGUGACAUGCCUAGCAGUCGCGACCUCGACCGCGUGGAUCGUAAUGGCCGAUACAAAUCCCGUCGUCGUGAAAGCGGGACAGACAUCCUAAAUCGCCUCCUGCCCGACAAGAAGCACCGUAAACAUGGUAAAUCAAAGACCUCAAAGAAGAAGAAAAAACACAGUCGCGAUCGUCUCGACUCAGUUCCUUCAGUAGCCUCAUCAGUGGUAAAGCCACUCGUUGAGUAUUCGGACGUCUCCAGUGAGGACUUAUCCGGCCCUGAAGCCGGUGAAAUACAGUCGGAGGAGUCGCGUGGUGCAAGUUACACGGACGGUGAGCCAGUGGAGACACUUCUUCGGCCAAAAUACUAUGCCUCACCACCUCGUCCCCUUGGCGCAUCACCAAUCAGUCUUUCGCCAUCACCACCGAUGCAUCGUCACUCUGCUCCAUACUCCCCCCAGGGGGAGGCACCCCAACAAUCACCGGAGUACGAGGAAGAGAAUCGUCGUUAUGUCAGGAGAAAAGAGAAGAAACACAAACGCGAGAAGAAGAAGAAGAGAUCCCUGAGUCCCUCUUCGAGCUCCUCAAAGAAGAAAAAACGUAAAUCAAAAAGGACCUCGAGAUCACCCCCGAGAAUUUUGCAGGAAGUGUCUUCUCCAAUUCCUCCAAAGCAAAUUGAUACAUGGCCAGAGUCUCCUCCCCUUCCCCUGAAGGAUUCAACGUCACCAAUAUCACCAGCUACUCCUCGUGAUAACAGGUCACCAAGUGAUAUGGACCUAGAGUCUCCACCUCGUGAAGAGACAAAUAUCACCCCUCCUGGGAGCAUAAUGACGAGAAGAACAGAAUCACCUCACACUCCUCUGUUACCACCGAGACCACCCCUUACUCCAGAGCUCCCAAAGUCCCCAGAACAAAUGAAGUCACCAUCCCCUAGACGAAGUUUGAGCCCACUGGAGACGAGCCUCAGUAGAAGACGAGUCCAUUCCCCGAGUCCUCGACGAAGGGAGCCCUCACCUUCCCCGAGAAGGAGGGAGUAUUCGCCCAUGGGAAUGCUGAGGAUGCGUCACACUCCAAGUCCCAGUAGACGAAGGGAAUACUCUCCAAGUGCCAUGCACAGACGACGUGACCCGAGAUCCUCUGUAUCACCUCCAGGCAAGAGACGACGAAGGGAUGAUUCUGAAAGACGUCACCGACAUCACGAGAAGGAACGAAGGGACAAUAAGAGGAAAUCUCGGUCGACUAGGAGCCCACCUGGACGAGGACUACCUUUGCCUUUAUCCAGAUCAAGAUCGAGAAGCCCCAGGAGCUGGAGAAAAUUGACAAGAUCGAGAUCAAGAUCGAGGAGAAGGAGUAGAUCCCCGAGAAAGUCGCGAUCCCCCAAACUUCUCAAAUCACUGAGAAAACACAGAUCGAAGAGUCCCAGGCCAUUGAGGGCAUCAAUACCAUCACCAGGUCCGCACAGACCACGAGUGAGAAGUCCAUCGAGUUUGAAAGCUAUCAAUCUACGAGGACAAGCGAAAAUUAACGAGACAAGUCUCUUCGCUGAACUAGUCAAGGACAGGAACAUGAGGGAAUUGGCUUACAAGAAGCUGCAGGAAGCUAAGGAGAAGGCUGGCAAUCAGGACGAAGUACAGAUAAUUGAAGGCAAUGACGAGAGAGACUCGAAUCAUUCAUCAGAUGAUAAGAUUAGUGAUAAAUCGGCUAAUGGAAAGAUGAUUGAGGCAAAUCCUGAGGUUCUCACGAUAAUAGGCCCAGCAGCAGCGGUAGGUUCAGGGCCUCCAGCCGUUAAAUCCUCUGAGGAGGCUGGUCUUACACCUCCACUUCCUCAGCUGUCUCAGGAAACUCCGCCAAUACCUACUAAUAAUUUAGGACCAGAGCCAACGCCGCCACCACCACUACCUCCAGCCCCUCCUCUACCCCCUAACAAUGGAGCACUGGGAUAUCCAGUGAGGACACCUCCUCCAGAGCCAUUGCCAAUACCAACAAUUACAAGCUCUGGACUUUCAAUUUCAUCUCAUCAGACACAUCAGCCGUCAAGCCUCAUCACUAGUGCUAUUUCAAAGUUCAAUACUCCUAACAAUAUUGUUCCUUUGAAGUCAGUGGAUCCGCCAAAGACUCCGAUCAUCAAAUUUAAGACAAAAAGCCUUUCAAAGCUGCCACUACCACCUGGAAUCAAUCAGAACGAUUUGGAGAGCAUUGAUUCACCACCAAGCAGAUCUCCCAGUCCGCCGAAGGUGAAGCCUGCAGCUGUGACAACUCCAGCAGCCAAAGUGGCAGUCAAAAAGGGAAUCAAGGAUCUACCAAUGCCUCCAGGAAUGAUCCCAGGGGGUGAUGACUUCUCUGGUGAAGAGGAUCCUAAUGCCACUCCUCCCAGGGGAAAAAUAGACAGAGUAGCACCCAAACCAAAGCUCAAGAGGCCGAAAAUCCUGAAGAGACGAAGCUCCAGGAACUGCCACAUGCCCAUGUCUGCCAGUGGUGGUAAAGACUGGGGGGAGAGGUGUGUUGAUGUGUUUGAGGUGAUCGCACAGAUUGGUGAGGGGACUUAUGGACAGGUUUAUAAAGCCCAGGAUAAGAGGGCUGCGGUGCUUGUUGCCUUGAAGAAAGUCAGGUUGGAAAACGAGAAAGAGGGAUUCCCUAUCACUGCUGUCAGGGAGAUCAAAAUUCUCAGACAGCUCAAUCACAAAAAUAUUGUCAAUUUGAGGGAGAUUGUCACUGAUAAACAAGAUGCUAAAGACUUCAGGAAAGAUAAGGGGAGCUUCUACCUCGUGUUUGAGUAUCUGGAUCACGAUCUGAUGGGACUGCUGGAGUCUGGAAUGGUGGAUUUUGAUGAGAUGAAUAAUGCUAGUAUCAUGAAACAGCUUUUGGAUGGUCUCAAUUAUUGUCAUGGGAAGAAUUUUCUUCACAGGGAUAUUAAGUGCUCCAAUAUUCUUAUGAAUAACAGGGGAGAAGUUAAACUGGCUGAUUUUGGAUUAGCGAGAUUGUAUAAUGCUGAAGAUAGACAGCGUCCUUAUACAAACAAAGUCAUAACCCUGUGGUAUCGUCCACCAGAGCUGCUUCUCGGUGAGGAGAGGUAUGGGCCAGCCAUCGAUGUCUGGAGUUGUGGCUGUAUUUUAGGCGAAUUAUUCUGGAAGAAACCAUUAUUUCCGGGCAAUGCAGAAAUGCAACAACUAGACAUGAUAUCCCGGGUAUGUGGCACCCCGACUCCAGCAGUCUGGCCAUCUGUGAUAAAACUUCCCCUUUUUCAUCUCCUGAAAGCCAAGAAAACCCACAGACGCAGAUUACGCGAGGAUUUUUCAUUCAUGCCAUCCCUCGCUCUAGAUCUACUCGACAAAAUGUUAGAACUGGACCCAGACAAACGAAUUACAGCAUCCGAGGCCUUGAAAAGCGCAUGGCUGAGGAACGUGCAGCCAGAGUUAAUGCCAGCACCUGAAUUACCCACAUGGCAAGACUGUCACGAACUGUGGAGCAAAAAACGACGAAAACAGAUGAGAGAACAGGCUGAGACAGCAGCAACGGGAAGGGACGUUGGAGGAUUUUUUUGAGGUGAGGUUUUUGGCGUUUAUCUGCUGAAUUCAAUCUCAUUGAUUGAAUUUGCUGUCAAUUUUUGAAGAAUUGAGAGCAGCAAUUCACGGAAUUUGGUUUCUCUUUGGAGAAUUGCAGUCAUUGAUUUGUUAGCAAAUUUAGGAGUCGAUGGCUUGAUUCAGUUUAAAAGAAUAUGAAUGUUGAAUAAUAUGGAAUGUCUUAGUAAAAUUUAUAAUAGUCUAUGAUUUAUUGAUACUUAGGAGUUAUGAAAAUGGAACUAAUGACCUCUCAUGGGCCUGACUAAUUGAUUAUGGAUUUCAUGUAUUAUUAACUCGUGAUGCAUUCUACUGAUCCCGCAAAAUGUUCUCAUUUGCUUUAUUGACUUUCAAUAAAUAUUUGAACAUGAAAACUUUGUUUAUCCAGCACUUGAAAAAUUGUAAAUUGAAGACAUUCGUAAAAAAGUAGUCAGCAUCUUAUAAUAACAACACAAGGAACUUUUUAAAGGUUAAAAAGGGUAAAAAUGAUUUUUUACUAUUGAACGGGGCAGAAUCGAUCGUUUCGCAAGUUCGGUAGUAAUUCCGAUAUUCGGACAUAUAUCAGGAACUGGCUAAUGGGUUCCACGAUUCAAUUAAGGCUUCAAAAUUUAACUGGCCGUUAUCCCCGUAUAUUGUUAGCUCUUCGCGACUACUUGAGAUUGACACAUACUUCUUUCGUAAGAAUUGCAUUGUUUGUUUAUCAUCUGAUAUUCUGACGGAGAUGAGGACAUUGGGAAGUAUGAUAAAUAAAAAAUCAAAAUUAUUCAUAUGAAAAUUAUUAUUAAAAAACUUAUUUUGGUUCUGUUAAAAUGCUUCUUAAGAAAUUGUUGUGACGGAUUCAUGUGUUAAUUUUGAAAUUUAUGUAAUUGUAAAUUAAUGCCAAAAUGCUGAUGAAAAUCGUUGAAUGGAAAUGAAGCGAAGACUAGAUUGAAAGAAUAUUUAAUAUAUUUAAAAAUCUAUUUAGAAAAAAAUAUGAGAUAAUUUUGUGAAAUUGGUAAAUUGCAAGUGUUCCGUCAAUGUCAGGCGAUGUAAAAUAAUUUUGAAAUGAACAAUAGGUUUAAAGGGGAUUCAUGAGAGUAAUCAUUUGUUUGUUAAAAGUCACUCGACUCAAAUGUCAAAGAAAACUAUUAUUUUGAAUGAAAAAUGCAUACGAAAUUAAUUUACAUGAGACGAUCUGUCUUCAUCAUAUUAAUUCGACAUCCUUGUAAUUACUUUCAGAGUGAAAAUUUUAUUAUCCUCCUAGAUUCAGAGAUAGGCACCAACACCUAAUCCUCAAAAUAAAUUUUACAAUGUUUCAUUUCCCCAGCGGAAAAACUAAUUUGUCAAAUUUCUAGUCUGUAAUCACAAAAUGAGUAUCAUAGAUCACUUGAUCUAUUUUUGAACCAACAAUUAUUGAUCAGUGAAGGAAAUUAUUAAAAUAUCUGAAAAUUUGGUAGACAUAUUAAAAAGUUAAUUUCUACCUUUUUGUAGCUCUCAUUCUCUUGUACAAAAAAAGUUGAAGUGAAAAAAUUCACUGACUCCCUCAGAUUAACAGAGAUUCACUAAAGUCUGAUUCUCGAGUUUGAUAAACAUGUAACAAAAGAAUCUCAAUUGAAGAAGAAUUUUCAAUGCGAAAAUUCAUGAAUUUAGAAGACUUGAUUUAUUUUAGAAUAAAAAUUCAUGAUAAAUGAACGAAAUGACAAUUUU
This is a messenger RNA of Diachasmimorpha longicaudata, 5376 nucleotides long. RefSeq names its product cyclin-dependent kinase 12 (gene Cdk12). Gene Ontology annotation, biological process: protein phosphorylation; positive regulation of transcription elongation by RNA polymerase II. Bases 106 to 3675 code for a protein of 1189 amino acids. NCBI's taxonomy places the organism in Eukaryota, Metazoa, Arthropoda, Insecta, Hymenoptera, Braconidae. Gene Ontology annotation, molecular function: cyclin binding; ATP binding; RNA polymerase II CTD heptapeptide repeat kinase activity. The record is from RefSeq and is a predicted model, not a curated record. Gene Ontology annotation, cellular component: cyclin/CDK positive transcription elongation factor complex; nucleus. The transcript has 6 exons.